AUGCCUUUCGCGGGCUUUUUCUGCCUUGGAGACCCUCCUAAAUCCGGAAUACUGCUCAAUGUACCCCCUAUCUCAGAUGAUCCUUGCGUUAACAUUGAGAACCUGUGCUUCAACGGAGCAACAUGCGUUUCCGCUGUUACCGGCUAUUCCGCUACCUUCUCUUGUAACUGUGCAGCCGACAGGACUGGUCCACGCUGUAAUGAAGAUAAAUGUACUGAUACAACUUGCUCAAAUGGAGGUACAUGUGAGAGUGACGAAUCUACUGGAGUUUUCAAGCAAUGUCUUUGCCCUCCCUUAUACGAUGGAGUUUACUGUCAGUUUGCCUAUCCAUGCGCAUCGAACCCAUGCCAAGGGAAUGGAACAUGUACAGAUCAUCUACACAUCACCCCAUACAAUUUUUCGUGUAUCUGUCAGUCUCCGUUCAUCGGGCAAACAUGUCAAUAUGAGGACCCGUGUUACACGAACCCUUGUCUAAAUGGAGGCACUUGUUCAUAUACAGGCGGAGUGUCAUUCCAACCUGUACAAGAGUGUGUGUGUUCCUCUGGAUUCUAUGGCGAAUUGUGUGAGAAUGCUUACCCAUGUACGUCGAACCCUUGUCGUGAGAAUGGUAUUUGUACAAACAAGAUUCAAAUACUCCCCUAUGAUUAUGAGUGUAACUGUACGCAUCCAUACAUCGGCCGAUCUUGUCAGUAUGAGAAUCCAUGUUAUGAGAAUCCCUGCCAAAACGGAGCAACUUGCACAUACUCCACUGAUGGCGUGACAUCUCCCCCUUUGCCAGAGUGUUUAUGUCCUCCAACACAUUACGGAGAAUUGUGUGAGAAAGCCUAUCCAUGCACAUCGAACCCGUGUCAAGGAAGGGGUUCCUGCUCGAACAACCAAGGGGAAGCCUCCGCAAAUAACUUCACAUGUGAUUGUUCCUCUCCUUACAUCGGGCUGACAUGUCAGUAUGUUAACCCUUGUUCAACAAACCCAUGUGAGAACAACGGAUCGUGCUCGUACGUAGAGGGCAUAUCAACUUCUCCUGUACGAACUUGUACCUGUUUAUCGGUAUACUACGGAAACCUUUGUGAAAAUGCAUACCCAUGUGCGUCGAACCCAUGUCAUGGGAAAGGCAAUUGUACCAACAAUCUUCAGAGUACUCCAUACAACUUUAUUUGCAAUUGUAAUUCUCCCCACAUCGGGCUGACUUGUCAGUAUGAUGACCCUUGUCAUAAUGCGACCUGUCUGAACGGGGGUACUUGUGAAUAUACAGGCGGCUCAACAAUUCCACCAGUCAAGUCUUGCUUGUGUCAAGAUGGAUUUAUUGGAGAUGUCUGUGAAAGUGCACCUACUACCAUGACGUCACCGGAUCAAAAUACAAUCCAAAGUGGAGGCACCACAACAACGCCGCCAGUCUUGACAAAAGAAGCUCCAGCAACUCCAACAGACUCACAUCCUACGACUCAAAACACCGGAAACACAGCCACACUGGAAAGGACAGAAGUCACAGGGUUGGAGACACUAGAACCUUCACUCUCUUACUCUCCGUCUUCUGCAGAACCCACCGACCAUCCAAGAGACCGGGCAACGCCGACUCCUACGGGAUCUUUUGAUUUAUUGACAACCGUCAUCAUCAUCAAUGCCAUAUUGGUCGUUAUCAUCAUCAUCGGAACGUCAGUAGCAAUAGGACGUUACUGCUUGAAGAAACGGCAUAAACGUGAUAAUCAAGGAAAAGAUGAACCUUUGUCCGGUCCUGAAGCUGAAGCUGCAGAGCUAUUCGCUAUUCAGAGGAAGCACGGACAACUGAUGUUCCAACGGGUCGACUCCGGAUACGUAAACACCGUCGUACUUGAGCCGGUAUCCACUAGCUAUAACACGGGACAUCCCACGACGAAAAGUGGCCGGCAACUUCCUCCGUUACCACUGGAGGUGGAACUGAUUGAAAAUGAAGAGAUUUACAAGAAACACCAGAGCGAGGGCGGCUAUGAACACGUUGAUGAUGGAGGCGAUAGCCAGCAGGGACAGGAAAGUGACUAUGAUAGUCUGGAACCCGAGAAUAAGAUUGAUGUUGAUGUUGACUCGGAUGUUGUUCAUGGUGGAUACGAGCCUGUGUACGAGCCAGGACUCCCGAAGGACCAUGCUUACGAGGAAACCAUUGAACAGAGUGCUCGGAAGCAUAGACAUGAAGACAGCAUAAAGUAUGAGAACUGUACCGCUGAAACAAAUCAUGGGCUGACUGACAUUAAACCACAAGCCCCCAAAGGAACUCAGAACAAUGAAUUUCAUAUGGUCCUCACGGUUGAGACAGAAUGCUAAAUAUGCAAGAAAUAUAAACCCCAGUCACGCCAACACGAUUCCUAAAAAUCUAACAUGGCAAUCUCCAGAACAUGCCGGCAUGAUCCGGGGAGGUUUAGAUUUUUUUUUAUUUUGAUAAUAAAAAAAAUCCCGCGGAUUAAGUGUCGACGAGACGAACGUUGAUAAAGAGUAUACGCUGUAGUAUCAACACGGCGCUUACAUACCGGCAUAAUAGUCCAAAUUGACUGUUCUGCUAAAGGCAUGAUCACACCGCCCGAGCGUUGUUGGAGCGGUCGCUCGGCGGUGUGACAAGGCCUUAACUUAAGGCAUUUGAACUGUGAGAUUUAAUUACCGACAGGACUAAACAUCACUUUCAAUAACGAACCUAUCAUCAGUUUGUAUACGAAUGCAUGCGUUUUUAUACUUAAAUUUUAUCUGUCCAUGUAUGGAAGAAUUUAACUUUUGAUAUACAAAUUCUUGAUAUAAAAUUUACUCAGACAUUAAUCAGUACCAAUGAUCACUGUGUUCUUUGACAAAGAGAUUUGGCUUAUCUUUUCUCUUCAUCAAAAUCUUUAAGGAAAAUCUGUUUUGUUCAAUUCCUAUAUUGUAUAUUAUAAAUAAGAAUGAGUGACUAGAUGUAUAGAAAGCGCUUGGGGAGUGGUCGUUAAGUAGCAAAUUCCUUUUUUUUCUAGCCCAUAUAGUUCGCAUACAGUUUUAUCUGAUUAUAAUAAAUUACAUAACCGAGAUUCUUUUA
Messenger RNA from Lytechinus variegatus (green sea urchin), 3028 nucleotides. Its product is annotated as neurogenic locus notch homolog protein 1-like. Gene Ontology annotation, biological process: heterophilic cell-cell adhesion; establishment or maintenance of epithelial cell apical/basal polarity. The coding region runs from base 1 to 2295 and encodes 764 amino acids. Gene Ontology annotation, cellular component: plasma membrane; protein-containing complex. The transcript has 16 exons. The record is from RefSeq and is a predicted model, not a curated record. Lineage: Eukaryota; Metazoa; Echinodermata; Echinoidea; Temnopleuroida; Toxopneustidae.